Molecule: messenger RNA, 969 nt
Organism: Pichia kudriavzevii
Lineage: Eukaryota; Fungi; Ascomycota; Pichiomycetes; Pichiales; Pichiaceae
Exons: 1
Coding region: 1-969 (322 amino acids)
Biological process (GO): protein peptidyl-prolyl isomerization
Molecular function (GO): peptidyl-prolyl cis-trans isomerase activity
Source: RefSeq, a predicted model, not a curated record
AUGUCCAGGUUAAGUUUACCUUCUUUCACUAGUUGGGUUUUGCUUUUGUCAUGUCUAAUUGUUGCUCUUUUGAUUUCACCUGUAAAUUCUGCCAUUAUACCCUCGGAAGUUAUUUCAAAAGAAGAUGAAGAGGCUAUUACGGAUCUUCUCCAUCUCACGAUUCAUGAAUCAAGAAAUGGGAAUGACCAUACGGUAGAAAGUUCCACCCCUCUAGGAACAAUUGUUAUUGCACUAUUUGGUAAAAUCGUCCCCAAUACGGUAGAAAACUUCAAAGGUUUGUCUGAAACGUACUCCAAAACUGAAACAUUAUUUCAUCGGGUAAUUCCAGGAUUUGUCAUUCAAGCAGGUGAUUUUGACAAUAAUGGAGGGCAUUCCUUCUUUGGUUAUAGGGGUGCAUCUCCACCGGCAGAUACCGACCAUCCGGAAGCUUUUGGCCCAUUUUAUAGUGGUUUGGAGGAUGAGAAUUUCCAAAUCUCUCAUAAUAAAGUUGGUAGAGUAAGUGUUGCCAACGCUGGUCCAAACACUGGCGGUAGUCAAUUUUUCAUUUGUUUAGAGCCAGUACCCUUUUUAGAUGGCAAACAUGUUGUGUUUGGUCAAGUCAUUGAGGGAAUGGAUAUUGCCCAAAAAAUUGCUAAUGUCGAGAGGGACAGCAAUGAUAAACCAAAAAACGAUGUUUUUAUUUAUUCUACAAAAGUCGAACCUUAUAAAUCUGCUCAGAAGGAUGAGAAAACUGCCGAAGAAGGGAAGGUUGGAAUCAUCGAUAAAGCUGAUACGCCUUCUGAUACAGAUAGUGGAUAUGCAAAGGAACAUCCAACAGGUUUAGGUGGAUCUAAGAGACAUUUAGUUCUAAUCCCAUUCGCAGCUUUUGUGAUACUGGCGUGCUACCUGGGCCUUAAGAACCGUCGUAGUAUCAAUUCCUUGAUUAGAGGGCCUAGAUAUAGACGAGUUGCAGCAAAUAGCUCAGAAUAA